This is a messenger RNA of Mesorhabditis spiculigera, 1083 nucleotides long. NCBI's taxonomy places the organism in Eukaryota, Metazoa, Nematoda, Chromadorea, Rhabditida, Rhabditidae. The record is from the annotation of a GenBank genome assembly.
AUGCUGUCGCGUAGCCUCUUCUCCUUGAGGUUGACACCUUCAGUGCUCGGAAUGGUGCAACCACAACGUGAAGUCCAUCACCACAUGGAAAGAGGGGACAUUGCACGCUACCUGGGCCUGGCCCGGUCGAACAGGGCGAAGGCAAACCGGAAUACCCAUGUCAAGGAACGUAGAUUUCGUAAACUACGUGGCCAGAAAACCGUGAUGAUUGACUUGCCCGAAUACGAAGAGGAGCAGAAGCUGAACAACCUGCCGCCCGAUCAACUGCGUUUGGAAUUGUUAAAGAAAGGGAUCAACCCCUACAAGGAUGUGUCUCCAAGGAACUGGCAAGAAGCUCAAGUUACCCAGACGUCUUUCUACUCCGUAAUUGAUCCGUACGUUGAUUUGGAAGAAAAGGUCCCGCUAUUUUCGACGAACCCUGUGGAAUCGGGCAAGGCAAAAUUCGCGGAAGUAAAAGAUCGUGGCCUGCAUAUGUGGCAUAAUUGGAGGAACGGGACACGCCGAAUCAACCGGAAAGAAGGCAUUAAUUUUUCGCCCAAAACUUUUGGGCCGACGGCCGAAUUUGUCUACAAGGAAGCACACGAAGCGCUAAUGAGCCGAGAUCGGAAGGCCCUUCAUCGGGUUGCCACGGAAAACGCUUUCCAGAAGAUGUGGAAGGACGUGGAAACCGGCUCGAUCAAAUGGGAGCUGGUUGAAGUUGUCGAGCCACAUAAGGUCGUUUCUAUCCGGUGCUCGGACAUUCCCGUUAACUCUGGCAACGAUGUUGCCCAAGUGACUGUCCGAAUGCACACCCGGCAAAAGUUGGCCGUCUACGAUCGCUUUGGAAAACUACUCGUCGGCUCGGAAGUCGAGACGCGGGAUGCCGUCGAAUACGUCGUCUUUGAGAACCAUAUUUCGGUACAAGGGAGUAGCUGGCGGCUACAUGACAAGGUCUAUCCACGGUGGAUAAAACCGAAGCAGGGUAUCCAGCGGACGAAGGUGCUUGGAGAUGGUGUAAGUCGACCGGAGGCCUCAGCACCAGUCAGCCUCGAGAUCGUGAAGAAGAUCGAAGAGCAACAGAAGCAAGAAGCCAAACAAAGCUCC